Nomascus leucogenys (northern white-cheeked gibbon) is the source of this 17842-nucleotide messenger RNA. The record is from RefSeq and is a predicted model, not a curated record. NCBI's taxonomy places the organism in Eukaryota, Metazoa, Chordata, Mammalia, Primates, Hylobatidae.
ACUGUACAAGACUGUGAAUACACAAAGGUAAGAUACAUUAGGAAUCCCCAGCGUAAGGAACUGCCACAGGGGCCUAAAGUAGAAAUCGUGGAAAGCAAUUGGGAGGCGCUACAAAAUCCAGAAAAGAAAUGAUGAUAGACUGCAACAGAGUGCUAACAAUAAAAGUUUUAAGAAGUGCCCAAAUUCUAAAUAUGUUUUACAGGAUGACCUUAUUUUUAUUGUCUCGAGUCAGUAGGACAAGGCUAUUAAGCUUCCAGAGAUUGGUGAUGGUCUUAUUAUGCAUAAGAUGAUGUCAUAAUAAAGUAAAUGAGGUCAGGGAUAGGUUUCUUUUAUUGCCAAUAAUUAUUCAAUGAGUUUUCUGUACAAUUGUAAACUUAGCAAUUCACUUAGUGCCGUGACUACAUGGCACCCUAUCAAUAUCAUCAUCAGCUAAUAUUUAUCGAGCACCCUCUGAGUACAUGGUAUUGCACUCACAGCAACAGAGGUGAGCUGCAUUAAUUCUUUCAGCCAGUGCAGGAUUAUUGAGUGGUUUAUUACAUCACUCUAUUAAUUGGUGCCCCAGCGGCUUCCGGAACAACAUUUAGCUUCCAGAAUGCAAUUCUUUUUCCUCUUGGAGUAGAUUUAGCUUUGGUAGAAUUUAACUGCACAAAGAAAUGACAGGGGUAUCUGCCUUUAUAAAUAUGCUAAUGUUUUUUGUUUAUCUUAUUAUCAGAAACUUGGAGAUACUGGUCCCAUUUCAUAGACGGAGAAGUUGAGGUAGAUAGCGGUAAAGUGAUGUAGCUAAUGCUAUGUGCUGAGAUGGUGACAGAUCAGGGAUUGAAAUACAGUCCCUUUAUCUAUUGCACUAUACUGCCUCUCAGUGGUGUAUGUUAUUCCCAUUUUGCUCUCACACUAAUAUAUGGUCAUGAAAACACCCAAAAAGAUUUAACUGGUGUCUAUAUUCUUUAAGGGAGUGUAUGGCACUUUUCUUUGACAUCUGCACAGACUAAUCACUGGAAAAGUGGUUUGUUUGUUAUUGUUGUUUAAGCCCCUUAUUAUAGGGGAUUUGUCAGCUGUUAAAAUCACCACAUUUUUGUGUGAGUUAAAUUCUCAUCAGAAAGAUGUUUUUGCUUUUAUGGUACAUCUAGAGAUUUAGGAACUAGCUCAUGACAUAAAUGAUCUCAUUGAGAUCCCUACUUUCAUUUUGUUCUGGAAACAGUUAUUCACUGGCGAUUGUUUUGGUCGAUCAUUCUUUUUGAGAGAGUUCUCUUUCUUUUUUUAAAGAAAGAGUUAAAUAGGGGAGCUAAGAAAAACUGUGAGUGGAAGGGAGCUGUUUAAAUGCAGAAUUUCUUUGCAAAUCUUAAAAGUAGCGCCAUUAGAUGUCACGUACUCUGAGAUGCACUAGAGUGUACACCCUCCAGACUGUCUGUUUGUUGUAAUUCCAUCACAUUACAUAUUUUAGUGCAUAUCUCUUCCUAGCAGCUUCCAGAGCUUUUCUGAUAUUCAGCAUCAGAAAUUGCACUGUUUUAUCCUGGAUUUUACAAAUAGCAACCAGAUUAUUGUAAAACAGAACUAUCUGAUAAGUAAGGUUGUGAAUUGCUUUUGUGAUUGUCAUGGGUAAGAGCAUUGAAGAAACUCGCAAACAGUGCAGCACACUGGUUCCUGUAAAAAUAAAACCUGUAGCAGUGAAUGCAUUUUUCUGAUGAAUACGUUCAAGGCUGUGAUCAUUGUGCAACUUCUGGUUGGAUGCUUUCAAACGUUCCAUAUUGAGAAACAUCAGUAACAAGAACCAAAUAGUCCACCUAAGCCUGUAUUCAACUCAAUGGAGAGGAACGUAAAUUCUUACUUAGAGUUUCAUUGAGGCCAACUCUAUUCGGUCCACCAUGGGAAGCAGAGAUUUGAGGUUCUCUCUUGAUUUGCUUUCCAUUUUUACUUUAUGAUAAGGUGGCUCCGCUACUUUGGUUUUCACUUAAGGGGUUGUUCCAAUUACUAUGCAAAACAGAAAUGGAAAACAGACAAGACAGACUUCCGUUCAGCAGACAAAAACCAAAAUGCCAGAACAUGGUAAUUAAUGUGAGCAAUUUUAUAAGCAAAAUAAUUUGUUUUAAUUGGCUAAAUAAGAUCUGAUAUAAUUAUAAUAGCCAAUAAACUAAUUUCAGAAAACUAUUUAUAUCACAAACCUUCAAUCACAUUAUAUACUCAUUGCAUUUUUGGAAACGGAUAUAAAAAUCGACCCGAAUUAUCUCAUCUUUACAAAUAAGAAACAUGCAUUAAGGACUUUUUUGAAACUUCAAAGGUUAUGCUCUUUUCUUAUUUUGGAGACUUUCUUUUUCUUUUUGGAAAAAAUAUAUAGGCAAUUUCAGGACCAUGAAUCUUUAGUGAAUCAAGAAGGAAGCAUUAUGAGGGUGAAAAAUCUUUCUUAAGAAAACUCCUUUUGUCCAAGGUAAAAGGCUUAUGAAGAUGAGGUUUCUUCCACAAUGUUCUUUCAUAUCAUAUUCACCCUAAGGAAAAACAAACCUCGUAGAAGAGAGAGAUGUAUAAUUGGGCCUGAAAUGACCUCCUAGAAGAGACCCUAUAGAAUUGAGAACUCUCUCUCUGAGGAUUAGCUGCCCAUGGGUCAACACAAACUGACUUCCAACUAAUGUAUAAAUGAUUUGGGGAAAACGAUAUUCUUCCAGAGGGCAGUUGUUAAUUCUUCCUACCACAAGAAUCUCAAUUUGUUAGGAUGAGCUAAUUUUGACACCAACUUGAACACUGGUUGAUGCACAGCAUGUGCACACAUACAAAAAUACAUAACAAAGUAAAUAAAUGGCUUUUCAUACAACCUCAGGGGUAAAAAUGCUACAAAUAAAUUGUGCACUUUUACAUUAUACUAGCUGUGUUUUAACAACAGUUUUUAAAAGGCCAGGGACUGUAUUAUAAGCUCUUUCACAUAAUUUCUGAGUGACAGAAUUGCAUGCCCAUCAGAAUUGCAUGCCCGCCAAAUCAACAUGUCUUUUUUAAUAAGUGCAUUCUAGUUAUAAGGUAGUACUCAAAGGAAUAGCAAUAUAUAUUAUACAAAAAAAAAUUUUGCUCAUGUAACCUUCAGUAUACUUAAAAUCUAUGUGAUGAAGUAAGAUAUAAAUCGAAUAAAAAAGAUCUAGUAAUAUUAGAAGAAUAACAGUUCACCAAUAGUAUGAAAUAUCCAAAGGCAGGACAGGAUGAAUGGGAAAAUUAUAUGUAUUAAAAUGUUCUCAGCAAUGGGUGCUUAGAAAUGGGAGAAAAGAGCAUUUACUGUGAGCUAAUAAAAUGUAGAAAAAAUAUUUUUGAAUGGAGAAAUAUCUUAUUUUGAACAAAGGAUAGCAUACAUUUAACAAAUCAUUCCAUGCAAAAGGAAAACAUAGGGAGAUAGCAGGGUACAAAAUGUGUUUGGAGGUGUAUCGACCAGAUUUUAAAACACUGCUAGAAAUAGAUGAAUGAAGGCGAAAUUGAAUGGCUCAUUCAUGUAUCAGACCCAUAUAUACUGACCACUCACAAUGUGUUAGGCACCGGUCUAGCUACUAGGAAUAUAGCAGUGAACAACAACAACAACAACAAUAAAAAUACGCUUACUUCAUGAAGUUUAUGCAAAUAUUUCAAGACAGUAAGUGUGUGACACCAUUGAUUAUCCUAAUAUGGGGAGCACAGGCAGUUCCUUAUGUUAGUUCUAUUGCUUUUCAUUUGUGCACAGACAGGCAGAGACUAUGGUGUGUGUGCAUGUAUGUAUAUAAAUAUAUAUUUCAAAUAAAAGCAUUUAUUCAACUUUUUGAAAAUUCAACAAUAUUGUUCAUCACCAUGUACACAGAAAAACAUCAUAUAGGUUGAUGGAAUUUUUUAUGUUGUUCCAGAUUGUUUUAGUAUUAUUUAGACUUAGCCAGAGAGAAAAUAAAAGAGAACAUAAUUAAUGCAUUUACUUAAAAAGAAAGGAAGGUGAUUAAACGCUGUGGGUAUUUGUGUGGUUAUUUCUGUCUUUCCGUGUAACCUUAAAAGGAUGACUAUCAGCUAAUAACUUUUCCUUUUCCGUGCAUGGAAUGGGUGGCCUGAGGGGCCCAUCUUCAAGCAGAAUGUAAAUGCCAAGUAUGAGGACCCAAAUCAAUGAGUAUCACCUUCCCACAGCUUUUUUUUUUUUUUUUUUUUUUGCAGAGAACUGCAUUUGUUUCUAUCUCUGCAGCCAUAGCUACAUCAUUCAUAUGUAAUGUUUGUCUUUUAUAUUAUUUUAUAUAAUUUUGAUGAUUUUCGUGGAAAACGUGAUGAAAACAUUUCCCCAAAAAAAGUGUCGCUGAAUUUAAAUGUGGUUAAAAACUUAAUCCCCAUGAGCAUGGAUGAUCAAACACUCAACAAAUAUUUACCGAGACAGAUUUGUGGGAGGUACUAAAGAUGCAAAGUGUUUAAAAUGUGAAUAUUGUUCUCAUUUAAUUUAAAUAUAUAUGGAAGAACAGGGCACAAACCAGAAAAGCCAAGUAAUAAUAAACCAGUAUGGCAUAAGCUAAGUCUGAAUGCCUGAUAUGGAUAAAAAUAACUAGAAGGUAGAAAGACAAGGGUUAAUAUCCUGGCUUUGCCAUUUGCUCCUUGUGUGACAUCGGGUAAGUUAAUUUUGCUAAAUCUCGGUUUUGUUGUCUGUAAAAUGGUUCUAGUAACAGCCAUUUGGUGAAUUGUUGCAAGGUUGGAAAUUAGAGGCAAUGAUAAGUCCCUGUCAUUUAAGAAGCAUUCCCAUUACUAUGAAUGAUUUCAUUAUUGUGUAGAUGUUAGCUAUAUACUAGCUAUUAUGGUAAUAGCUUUACAUGGAUUGGCUAUUAAGUUCUCACAAUAUUUUACAGAUGAGGAGAGCAGGGUUUAGAGAGUAAAAGCAUUUGACCCAUGUUCCACAAUUAGGAAACAAAUUUCAGGGGGGAUUUGGACUUAGGACUAACCCCAAAGCCCAGCUCCUAAUUAUGCUACAUCCCAGAGCACUGUGAUAGCUAUGGGAAUUAACAGUUUCAUCAGUGUAAACCAAGAAAGUCAAGGAUACCCUUGUGGAGGACAUGUAACCUGUCCUGGUCUCUGAUAAAAGAUUGGAGUUAAACAUGUUGAUAUAAAAGAGAAGAGGCCAUUCUAAAGAGAACGAAUAAUGUACUUGAGGAUCUGAAAGGGAUGCAUAUGCAUCAGGCUGGGCGUACAGUAAGCUCUUGUGCAGUAGGGAUAGAACCAGUGUUUACAUGGAUAGGUUGGUGUCAAACCACAGAGGCGAUUGAAGUUGAGGCAAACAAAUCUGCGCUUGAUUCUCUAAGGAAUUGUGAACCUUAGAUGAUUUGCAAGCCGAUACAUAAGAUAAUGAAAUAAAACAGACUUUCAAUUGACCAAUCAAUAACUAUUGGGAAUGGAUGUCAUUCAAAGUGGCAUUUUAAGAAGGUUAUUCUGGCUUGAGAAGGAUGAAUUGGAGAAGAAAAAAAAAAAACCUCUUAAAACGGCUGUUUUCAAUAGCUGUGUCACGACAGUUGGGAGAAGUGUCACAACGAACAAGGCACUAAUAGAAAAGUAUUAGUUUGCCAAACAUCAGCUGGUUUAUACAUUAGGGCAGAGUCAAGGUCAUACGCAGAAUAAUGUCAUUCUCCUUUCAUUCAGAUUCCAAGUGCAUUCUUGAGAAGGGGAAAGGCGGUGUUGCGCUCUCUGGUGCAGUCUUUACCAGAACCCUAGGAAUGCCCCCUGGAAUGGGUGCUGCAUUUCACCACCCUUCACGUGUUUCAGCACAAAUAAAACAGCCUAAAGAAGUGCUGCAUUAAAGAAUUAUUGCAACAGUCCAGGCAAAAGCACACAAAUCAAGAAAUGUCAGAGGUCUGAAAACAGUAACUUUAAGAGAUAUGGGGUUGGUAUUUAAGUUAUUGGUAAUUGAAUGAUGGUGGUGGGGGAGGAACUGAGCCCUGAAUGGAUCGAAGGAUUUUUACAUUUUCCACUGGUGAGGAGAUUUGGAGAAAGGGCUUGCUUCGAGGGUGAGUUCAUGAAUUGAGUGGUAGAACUUACUGAGUUUUAAGCAUAUUAUCCAAGUGGAAAAACCCAGAGGGGAGUUUGAAGAACUGUAGCUUGUAAAGAAGGUCAGAGUGGAAAGAAGUCUUUAUGAGUCAUCCAUUUUGAGGUGAUGAAAUAUUGUCCAUGUUAUCCAUUUUAAAAAUUUUAAAAAGCUGUUGAGUGGGUUUCCUAACAAUAGAAGUUUCACAUUUACUGAUGCACUUGCUAUGUGCUGGGAGCGGGACCUACCACGGCACAGGCAUCAUUGAUUCUUAAUGACAGCCCAUGAGGCAGGUAGCCUUAUACCCAUCUGAAGAUGAGGACACAGCCCCACAGUGAGACAAAAUAACUCAGUCAAGGUCACACAGCAGUAGGUAGUGGAGCUGGGAUUCAGUCUUUAGGCAGGGUAACCUGGUUCCAAAAACUGAGCACUUAACUACCGUAUCAUAUGCUGUCAUAUAAGCAUAUGAAUGUAAAGCUCUCCCACAGAGAAAUAAGUCACAUAAAAGUUACAUUCCAGUAAGAAAUAUUAAUGUGACUUGGUCACCCCAGUAUAAUCACCUAGCCCCCCACCCCAAUCAAGGUAUCUUAAAUCAUAUAUAUCCACUCCACUACAAAUGAUAUCCACUCAGGGAACCCACCUCCUCACUAAGGAGGCAGUAAAAAUAAACAACAGCACUGAUAGCCAUUUGUAGCUUUAAAAAAAUCUCUCUUUUUGUCUGCUUUGGAGAUUUCUUUUUAUCUUUCAUUGACAAUGUUUUGCAGAUCCUGUUCAAUAAACCUCGGGCCCCUUCCCCUGUUUUUAUUGUGCUGAAAUAGUUGCGUGCUAAAAUAGUUGCAUCCUUGUAACUGGGUCUUUAUUUUUGUUGGCAGAAAAUUCUCAGUCCAUUUAUUCCCUUGUAUAAAGUAAAUUUUAACUAUAGAACCUGUGUCAAUAAUGUCAUUUAAAGGAGGCUGCUUCCAAUACACUCUGCAAAAUGUCCGCAGAGAUUUCCGGAUUUCCCAGUCACCACUUCCCUCCCUGCUAGCCAGGCCUUGCAGCUCCCUUUUCCCUUCUACAUCUGAGCACUCUCUGUUCUCUGGCCAGCUGCCUUCUGUUCAGCCCCUGUGUGUUCUCCAUUCUCUGCUCUGCCUUAAUGAUAAGUAGAGUUUCAUCCUAAGCACAUUAGGGUGGAGGUGGGGAUUACUUCUUUAUUUGGGCCCAAGGGAAAAACAUACCCUCCUGUUGGCAAACCAUGAAGAGUAUGACACUUCGAGUUUCACAAGAUUAAGCAAUCCCUCUUUGGGCACAGCAAUGUGGCCAGUGUGGGGGAAGAGAGUGUUAUUCUCCUUGGACCAUUUCUCAUUCUAUAUCUGGUGGCUUACAUAGGAAUUCCAAAUGACAAGAUGCCUAGGGUCCAGGGAUAUGUUGUUGGGACAUAAGAUAGUUGAAAUGGUUGUGUACUUGGGUUUUUCUAUUUGUUAUGUUUCUAAAAUGAUCAUUGUUAUAAGUAGGGCACAUAGAAUUUACUCUGAGAUAUUGGAAUUGCUUAAUUUCGAAGAGAUGGCCAGUCAAAAGCUUGGGUAUCUCCUUCCUGUUCACUUACUACUGUUUUAGCUCUGCUUACCAUGAAAGGUAAGCAGUCACUUUCACCAAUGACUGAUACCAAAUAGUUGACCUUGGAACCAGCAAUUUACAUUCUUAUAAAAGAGGUCACUUAGGGAAUUUAACUGUGUAAUCCUAGCCCCCAUGUGGUGGGAGAUGAGUAGAAAUGGAACAAAGCUGGUGACACACCAUUUGAAAGAAUUUGGAUUGGGAAAUCAUUUCUUUUCGACUUGGUGUUAAAAAUGGAACCUACUUUAAAAUGGUACAGGAAGGGAGAAGGAUGCAGUAAAAGUCUGUAGCGAUAGUGACUCAAAAACUCUGUUCCAGGACUCAAGAAAGCAAUCCUGUUGUCACAUUUGGAGGGAAACCAGAAAUAAUUUGGGUUUUUCACUUUCCUAAUAGCUUCUUUUCCAAUACCUUUCCUUCAGACACCAUGCCCUCCCUUUUAUUUUGCCUUUAUUAAUGAAAACUAAUGAAGAGAAACACCGUUUAAACUUGAACUAGGAAACACAGGUUUUGUAGUGCUAAUAUUUUGGUGUGGGCUCUUUUUUUUUUCUUUAAGACAAUUAUCAAGACGAAGCAUUUGUUUCUUCUUUUGUUUACCCAUGGCAGUUUGUCAGCAGUUAUGAUAAGUAGAGUUCCAUCUGCCAGUAAAACUACAUUGCAAAUUGCCGUAGAAAUUAGCAGCUUUCAUUUUUGCCUACAUAAAUAAAUAUGCGAAAUAAAUUGCACAUAAAUGCAUCCUAAAAAAUCACAGGUACACCACACAGUUAAAUGCCAAUCAGACAAAACCAGAGACACACUGCGAUUAUCUCAGUUUUCAAACCUGGGAGAUACACGAAUGUGUUUCUAAAUGAGAGAGGCAGUGUAUCAUGCUCGCUGAGAUAAAAACAGAAGCUGCCAGACACUGCACUGUGGCUUUAUUCUGAGAAUCCUUUGCCUGAAACCCGCUCUAUCUUUUCUUGAUGUUCUCUGUCUCUCUCUCUCCCCCUCUCUUUCUCUCUCUGCUUCUCUCCCUCUCUCCUCGCUGUCUUUCCCUCGCUCAUUGUUCUCUCUCUCCUCCUGCCUUUGAUGCACAUACGUUGUCACAAUUCAUUGACUCUCCUCUCUUCUCUGUUCUUACACUCAAGCCUAGCGGUGCUUUCGCCAGGCAGCAGCAGCCUCUCCUGUGAGUUUUAGGCAUGUAUGCAGCUCAGUUUGAUCGAGCGUUCCUUUUCUGCCUUUUCACUCUUACAAAAGAUUAAAAGGUGGCGUCACAUUGCUCCCCUGUUCCUUCCCGCAGGAGGGACUUAAAAGGGACAACAAAAACUAAUCACUUUCAAUAAGCAUUUUCUUGCUGGAAAAAAAAAAGAAAAGAAAAAAAAAAGAAAGAAAAAAAAGGCGGGGGGUGGACUUAGCAGUGUAAUUUGAGACCGGUGGUAAGGAUUGGAGCGAGCUAGAGAUGCUGCACGCUGCUAACAAGGGAAGGAAGCCUUCAGCUGAGGCAGGUCGUCCCAUUCCACCUACAUCCUCGCCUAGUCUCCUCCCAUCUGCUCAGCUGCCUAGCUCCCAUAAUCCUCCACCAGUUAGCUGCCAGAUGCCAUUGCUAGACAGCAACACCUCCCAUCAAAUCAUGGACACCAACCCUGAUGAGGAAUUCUCCCCCAAUUCAUACCUGCUCAGAGCAUGCUCAGGGCCCCAGCAAGCCUCCAGCAGUGGCCCUCCGAACCACCACAGCCAGUCGACUCUGAGGCCCCCUCUCCCGCCCCCUCACAACCACACGCUGUCCCAUCACCACUCGUCUGCCAACUCCCUCAACAGAAACUCACUGACCAAUCGGCGGAGUCAGAUCCACGCCCCGGCCCCAGCGCCCAAUGACCUGGCCACCACACCAGAGUCCGUUCAGCUUCAGGACAGCUGGGUGCUAAACAGCAACGUGCCACUGGAGACCCGGCAUUUCCUCUUCAAGACCUCCUCGGGGAGCACACCCUUGUUUAGCAGCUCUUCCCCGGGAUACCCUUUGACCUCAGGAACUGUUUACACACCCCCGCCCCGCCUGCUGCCCAGGAAUACUUUCUCCAGGAAGGCUUUCAAGCUGAAGAAGCCCUCCAAAUACUGCAGCUGGAAAUGUGCUGCCCUCUCCGCCAUUGCCGCGGCCCUCCUCUUGGCUAUUUUGCUGGCGUAUUUCAUAGCAAUGCAUCUGCUCGGACUCAAUUGGCAACUCCAGCCUGCAGAUGGGCACACCUUUAACAAUGGGAUAAGGACCGGCUUACCAGGAAACGAUGAUGUGGCAACAAUGCCAUCUGGAGGCAAAGUGCCCUGGUCGUUGAAAAACAGCAGCAUAGACAGUGGUGAAGCAGAAGUUGGUCGGCGGGUAACACAAGAAGUCCCACCAGGGGUGUUUUGGAGGUCACAAAUUCACAUCAGUCAGCCCCAGUUCUUAAAGUUCAACAUCUCCCUCGGGAAGGACGCUCUCUUUGGUGUUUACAUAAGAAGAGGACUUCCACCAUCUCAUGCCCAGUAUGACUUCAUGGAACGUCUGGAUGGGAAGGAGAAGUGGAGUGUGGUUGAGUCUCCCAGGGAACGCCGGAGCAUACAGACCUUGGUUCAGAAUGAAGCCGUGUUUGUGCAGUACCUGGAUGUGGGCCUGUGGCAUCUAGCCUUCUACAAUGAUGGAAAAGACAAAGAGAUGGUUUCCUUCAAUACUGUUGUCCUAGAUUCAGUGCAGGACUGUCCACGUAACUGCCAUGGGAAUGGUGAAUGUGUGUCCGGGGUGUGUCACUGUUUCCCAGGAUUUCUAGGAGCAGACUGUGCUAAAGCUGCCUGCCCCGUCCUGUGCAGUGGGAAUGGACAAUAUUCUAAAGGGACGUGCCAGUGCUACAGCGGCUGGAAAGGUGCAGAGUGCGACGUGCCCAUGAAUCAGUGCAUCGAUCCUUCCUGCGGGGGCCACGGCUCCUGCAUUGAUGGGAACUGUGUCUGCUCUGCUGGCUACAAAGGCGAGCACUGUGAGGAAGUUGAUUGCUUGGAUCCCACCUGCUCCAGCCAUGGAGUCUGUGUGAAUGGAGAAUGCCUGUGCAGCCCUGGCUGGGGUGGUCUGAACUGUGAGCUGGCAAGGGUCCAGUGCCCAGACCAGUGCAGCGGCCAUGGCACGUACCUGCCUGACACAGGCCUCUGCAGCUGCGAUCCCAACUGGAUGGGUCCCGACUGCUCUGUUGAAGUGUGCUCAGUAGACUGUGGCACUCACGGCGUCUGCAUCGGGGGAGCCUGCCGCUGUGAAGAGGGCUGGACAGGCGCAGCGUGUGACCAGCGCGUGUGCCACCCCCGCUGCAUUGAGCACGGGACCUGUAAAGAUGGCAAAUGUGAAUGCCGAGAGGGCUGGAAUGGUGAACACUGCACCAUUGGUAGGCAAACGGCAGGCACCGAAACAGAUGGCUGCCCUGACUUGUGCAACGGUAACGGGAGAUGCACACUGGGUCAGAACAGCUGGCAGUGUGUCUGCCAGACCGGCUGGAGAGGGCCCGGAUGCAACGUUGCCAUGGAAACUUCCUGUGCUGAUAACAAGGAUAAUGAGGGAGAUGGCCUGGUGGAUUGCCUGGACCCUGACUGCUGCCUGCAGUCAGCCUGUCAGAACAGCCUGCUCUGCCGGGGGUCCCGGGACCCACUGGACAUCAUUCAGCAGGGCCAGACGGAUUGGCCCACAGUGAAGUCCUUCUAUGACCGUAUCAAGCUCUUGGCAGGCAAGGAUAGCACCCACAUCAUUCCUGGAGAGAACCCUUUCAACAGCAGCUUGGUUUCUCUCAUCCGAGGCCAAGUAGUAACUACAGAUGGAACUCCCCUGGUCGGUGUGAACGUGUCUUUUGUCAAGUACCCAAAAUACGGCUACACCAUCACCCGCCAGGAUGGCACGUUUGACCUGAUCGCCAAUGGAGGUGCUUCCUUGACUCUACACUUUGAGCGAGCCCCGUUCAUGAGCCAGGAGCGCACUGUGUGGCUGCCGUGGAACAGCUUUUACGCCAUGGACACCCUGGUGAUGAAGACCAAGGAGAACUCCAUCCCCAGCUGUGACCUCAGUGGCUUUGUCCGGCCUGAUCCGAUCAUCAUCUCCUCCCCACUGUCCACCUUCUUUAGUGCUGCCCCUGGGCAGAAUCCCAUCGUGCCUGAGACCCAGGUUCUUCAUGAAGAAAUUGAGCUCCCUGGUUCCAAUGUGAAACUUCGCUAUCUGAGCUCCAGAACUGCAGGGUACAAGUCACUGCUGAAGAUCACCAUGACCCAGUCCACAGUGCCCCUGAACCUCAUUAGGGUUCACCUGAUGGUGGCUGUCGAGGGGCAUCUCUUCCAGAAGUCAUUCCAGGCUUCUCCCAACCUGGCCUACACCUUCAUCUGGGACAAAACAGAUGCCUAUGGCCAAAGGGUGUAUGGACUCUCAGAUGCUGUUGUGUCUGUUGGGUUUGAAUAUGAGACCUGUCCCAGUCUAAUUCUCUGGGAGAAAAGGACAGCCCUCCUUCAGGGAUUCGAGCUGGACCCCUCCAACCUCGGUGGCUGGUCCCUGGACAAACACCACAUCCUCAAUGUUAAAAGUGGAAUCCUACACAAAGGCACUGGGGAAAACCAGUUCCUGACCCAGCAGCCUGCCAUCAUCACCAGCAUCAUGGGCAAUGGUCGCCGCCGGAGCAUUUCCUGUCCCAGCUGCAACGGCCUUGCUGAAGGCAACAAGCUGCUGGCCCCAGUGGCUCUGGCUGUUGGAAUCGAUGGGAGCCUCUACGUGGGUGACUUCAAUUACAUCCGACGCAUCUUUCCCUCUCGAAAUGUGACCAGCAUCUUGGAGUUACGAAAUAAAGAGUUUAAACAUAGCAACAACCCGGCACACAAGUACUACUUGGCAGUGGACCCCGUGUCCGGCUCGCUCUACGUGUCCGACACCAACAGCAGGAGAAUCUACCGCGUCAAGUCUCUGAGUGGAGCCAAAGACCUGGCUGGGAAUUCGGAAGUUGUGGCAGGGACGGGAGAGCAGUGUCUGCCCUUUGAUGAAGCCCGCUGCGGGGAUGGAGGGAAGGCCAUAGAUGCAACCCUGAUGAGCCCGAGAGGUAUUGCAGUAGACAAGAAUGGGCUCAUGUACUUUGUCGAUGCCACCAUGAUCCGGAAGGUCGACCAGAAUGGAAUCAUCUCCACCCUGCUGGGCUCCAAUGACCUCACUGCCGUCCGGCCGCUGAGCUGUGAUUCCAGCAUGGAUGUAGCGCAGGUUCGUCUGGAGUGGCCAACAGACCUUGCUGUCAAUCCCAUGGAUAACUCCUUGUAUGUUCUAGAGAACAAUGUCAUCCUUCGAAUCACCGAGAACCACCAAGUCAGCAUCAUUGCGGGACGCCCCAUGCACUGCCAGGUUCCUGGCAUUGACUACUCACUCAGCAAACUAGCCAUUCACUCUGCCCUGGAGUCAGCCAGUGCCAUUGCCAUUUCUCACACUGGGGUCCUCUAUAUCACUGAGACAGAUGAGAAGAAGAUUAACCGUCUACGCCAGGUAACAACCAAUGGGGAGAUCUGCCUUUUAGCUGGGGCAGCCUCGGACUGUGACUGCAAAAACGAUGUCAAUUGCAACUGCUAUUCAGGAGAUGAUGCCUACGCGACUGAUGCCAUCUUGAAUUCCCCAUCAUCCUUAGCUGUAGCUCCAGAUGGUACCAUCUACAUUGCAGACCUUGGAAAUAUUCGGAUCAGGGCAGUCAGCAAGAACAAGCCCAUUCUUAAUGCCUUCAACCAGUAUGAGGCUGCAUCCCCCGGAGAGCAGGAGUUAUAUGUCUUCAACGCUGACGGCAUCCACCAAUACACUGUGAGUCUGGUGACAGGGGAGUACUUGUACAAUUUCACAUACAGUACUGACAAUGAUGUCACUGAAUUGAUUGACAAUAAUGGGAAUUCCCUGAAGAUCCGUCGGGACAGCAGUGGCAUGCCCCGUCACCUGCUCAUGCCUGACAACCAGAUCAUCACCAUCACCGUGGGCACCAAUGGAGGCCUCAAAGUCGUGUCCACACAGAACCUGGAGCUUGGCCUCAUGACCUAUGAUGGGAACACUGGGCUCCUGGCCACCAAGAGCGAUGAAACAGGAUGGACGACUUUCUAUGACUAUGACCAUGAAGGCCGCCUGACCAACGUGACGCGCCCCACGGGGGUGGUAACAAGUCUGCACCGGGAAAUGGAGAAGUCUAUUACCAUUGACAUUGAGAACUCCAACCGUGAUGAUGACGUCACUGUCAUCACCAACCUCUCUUCAGUAGAGGCCUCCUACACAGUAGUACAAGAUCAAGUUCGGAACAGCUACCAGCUCUGUAAUAAUGGUACCCUGAGGGUGAUGUAUGCUAAUGGGAUGGGUGUCAGCUUCCACAGCGAGCCCCAUGUCCUGGCAGGCACCAUCACCCCCACCAUUGGACGCUGCAACAUCUCCCUGCCUAUGGAGAAUGGCUUAAACUCCAUUGAGUGGCGCCUAAGAAAGGAACAGAUUAAAGGCAAAGUCACCAUCUUUGGCAGGAAGCUCCGGGUCCAUGGAAGAAAUCUCUUGUCCAUUGACUAUGAUCGAAAUAUUCGGACUGAAAAGAUCUAUGAUGACCACCGGAAGUUCACCCUGAGGAUCAUUUAUGACCAGGUGGGCCGCCCCUUCCUCUGGCUGCCCAGCAGCGGGCUGGCAGCUGUCAACGUGUCGUACUUCUUCAACGGGCGCCUGGCUGGGCUUCAGCGUGGGGCCAUGAGUGAGAGGACAGACAUCGACAAGCAAGGCCGCAUCGUGUCCCGCAUGUUCGCUGAUGGGAAAGUGUGGAGCUACUCCUACCUUGACAAGUCCAUGGUCCUCCUGCUUCAGAGCCAACGUCAGUACAUAUUUGAGUAUGACUCCUCCGACCGCCUCCUUGCCGUCACCAUGCCCAGCGUGGCCCGGCACAGCAUGUCCACACACACCUCCAUCGGCUACAUCCGCAACAUUUACAACCCGCCUGAAAGCAAUGCUUCGGUCAUCUUCGACUACAGUGAUGACGGCCGCAUCCUGAAGACCUCCUUUUUGGGCACCGGACGCCAGGUGUUCUACAAGUAUGGGAAACUCUCCAAGUUAUCAGAGAUUGUCUACGACAGUACCGCCGUCACCUUCGGGUAUGACGAGACCACCGGUGUCUUGAAGAUGGUCAACCUCCAAAGUGGGGGCUUCUCCUGCACCAUCAGGUACCGGAAGAUUGGCCCCCUGGUGGACAAGCAGAUCUACAGGUUCUCCGAGGAAGGCAUGGUCAAUGCCAGGUUUGACUACACCUAUCAUGACAACAGCUUCCGCAUCGCAAGCAUCAAGCCCGUCAUAAGUGAGACUCCCCUCCCCGUUGACCUCUACCGCUAUGAUGAGAUUUCUGGCAAGGUGGAACACUUUGGUAAGUUUGGAGUCAUCUAUUAUGACAUCAACCAGAUUAUCACCACUGCCGUGAUGACCCUCAGCAAACACUUCGACACCCAUGGGCGGAUCAAGGAGGUCCAGUAUGAGAUGUUCCGGUCCCUCAUGUACUGGAUGACGGUGCAAUAUGACAGCAUGGGCAGGGUGAUCAAGAGGGAGCUAAAACUGGGGCCCUAUGCCAAUACCACGAAGUACACCUAUGACUACGAUGGGGACGGGCAGCUCCAGAGCGUGGCCGUCAAUGACCGCCCGACCUGGCGCUACAGCUAUGACCUUAAUGGGAAUCUCCACUUACUGAACCCAGGCAACAGUGUGCGCCUCAUGCCCUUGCGCUAUGACCUCCGGGAUCGGAUAACCAGACUCGGGGAUGUGCAGUACAAAAUUGACGACGAUGGCUAUCUGUGCCAGAGAGGGUCUGACAUCUUCGAAUACAAUUCCAAGGGCCUCCUAACAAGAGCCUACAACAAAGCCAGCGGGUGGAGUGUCCAGUACCGCUAUGAUGGUGUAGGACGGCGGGCUUCCUACAAGACCAACCUGGGCCACCACCUGCAGUACUUCUACUCUGACCUCCACAACCCGACACGCAUCACCCAUGUCUACAAUCACUCCAACUCGGAGAUUACCUCACUGUACUACGACCUCCAGGGCCACCUCUUUGCCAUGGAGAGCAGCAGUGGGGAGGAGUACUACGUUGCCUCUGAUAACACAGGGACUCCUCUGGCUGUGUUCAGCAUCAAUGGCCUCAUGAUCAAACAGCUGCAGUACACGGCCUAUGGGGAGAUUUAUUAUGACUCCAACCCUGACUUCCAGAUGGUCAUUGGCUUCCAUGGGGGACUCUAUGACCCCCUGACCAAGCUGGUCCACUUCACUCAGCGUGAUUAUGAUGUGCUGGCAGGACGAUGGACCUCUCCAGACUAUACCAUGUGGAAAAACGUGGGCAAGGAGCCGGCCCCCUUUAAUCUGUACAUGUUCAAGAGCAACAAUCCUCUCAGCAGUGAGCUAGAUUUGAAGAACUACGUGACAGAUGUGAAAAGCUGGCUUGUGAUGUUUGGAUUUCAGCUUAGCAACAUCAUUCCUGGCUUCCCAAGAGCUAAAAUGUAUUUCGUGCCUCCUCCCUAUGAAUUGUCAGAGAGUCAAGCAAGUGAGAAUGGACAGCUCAUUACAGGUGUCCAACAGACAACAGAGAGACAUAACCAGGCCUUCAUGGCUCUGGAAGGGCAGGUCAUUACUAAAAAGCUCCACGCCAGCAUCCGAGAGAAAGCAGGUCACUGGUUUGCCACCACCACGCCCAUUAUUGGCAAAGGCAUCAUGUUCGCCAUCAAAGAAGGGCGGGUGACCACGGGCGUGUCCAGCAUCGCCAGCGAAGAUAGCCGCAAGGUGGCAUCUGUGCUGAACAACGCCUACUACCUGGACAAGAUGCACUACAGCAUCGAGGGCAAGGACACCCACUACUUUGUGAAGAUUGGCUCAGCCGAUGGCGACCUGGUCACACUGGGCACCACCAUUGGCCGCAAGGUGCUGGAGAGCGGGGUGAAUGUGACCGUGUCGCAGCCCACGCUGCUGGUCAACGGCAGGACUCGAAGGUUCACGAACAUUGAGUUCCAGUACUCCACACUACUGCUCAGCAUCCGCUAUGGCCUCACCCCCGACACCCUGGACGAAGAAAAGGCCCGCGUCCUAGACCAGGCGAGACAGAGGGCCCUGGGCACAGCCUGGGCCAAGGAGCAGCAGAAAGCCAGGGAUGGGAGAGAGGGGAGCCGCCUGUGGACUGAGGGCGAGAAGCAGCAGCUUCUGAGCACCGGGCGCGUGCAAGGGUAUGAGGGAUAUUACGUGCUUCCCGUGGAGCAAUACCCAGAGCUUGCAGACAGUAGCAGCAACAUCCAGUUUUUAAGACAGAAUGAGAUGGGAAAGAGGUAACAAAAUAAUCUGCUGCCAUUCCUUGUCUGAAUGGCUCAGCAGGAGUAACUGUUAUCUCCUCUCCUAAGGAGAUGAAGACCUAACAGGGGCACUGCGGCUGGGCUGCUUUAGGAGACCAAGUGGCAAGAAAGCUCACAUUUUUUGAGUUCCAAUGCUACUCUCCAAGCGAGAAGUCCCUCAUCCUGAAGUAGACUAAAGCCCGGCUGAAAAUUCCGAGGAAAACAAAACAAACGAAUGAAUGAGCAGAGACACACACAAUGUUCCAAGUUCCCCUAAAAUAUGACCCACUUGUUCUGGGUCUACGCAGAAAAGAGACGCAAAGUGUCCAAAAGGAACAAAAGAACAAGAACGAAUGAGCAAAGAAGAAAACAAACAAAAACAAAACAAACACACGGACCGAUAAACAAAGAAACGAAGAUGAGAAAGAAGGCCUCAUAUCCAAUUACCUCACUCAUUCACACGUGAGCGACACGCAGACAUCCGCGAGGGCCAGCGUCACCAGACCAGCUGCGGGACAAACCACUCAGACUGCUUGUAGGACAAAUACUUCCGACAUUUUAGUUUAAGCAAAUACAGGUGCAUUUAAAACACGACUUUGGGGGUGAUUUGUGUGUAGCGCCUGGGGAGGGGGGGAUAAAAGAGGAGGAGUGAGCACUGGAAAUACUUUUUAAAGAAAAAAAAAAACAUGAGGGAAUAAAAGAAAUUCCUAUCAAAAAUCAAAGUGAAAUAAUACCAUCCAGCACUUAACUCUCAGGUCCCAACUAAGUCUGGCCUGAGCUAAUUUAUUUGAGCGCAGAGUGUAAAAUUUAAUUCAAAAUGGUGGCUAUAAUCACUACAGAUAAAUUUCAUACUCUUUUGUCUUUGGAGAUUCCAUUGUGGACAGUAAUACGCAGUUACAGGGUGUAGUCUGUUUAGAUUCCGUAGUUCGUGGGUAUCAGUUUCGGUAGAGGUGCAGCAUCGUGACACUU